Messenger RNA from Adelges cooleyi (spruce gall adelgid), 1473 nucleotides. It is a transcript of the gene Tango14, whose product is annotated as dehydrodolichyl diphosphate synthase complex subunit nus1. Gene Ontology annotation, molecular function: ditrans,polycis-polyprenyl diphosphate synthase [(2E,6E)-farnesyl diphosphate specific] activity. NCBI's taxonomy places the organism in Eukaryota, Metazoa, Arthropoda, Insecta, Hemiptera, Adelgidae. Bases 595 to 1335 code for a protein of 246 amino acids. The record is from RefSeq and is a predicted model, not a curated record. The transcript has 4 exons. Gene Ontology annotation, cellular component: dehydrodolichyl diphosphate synthase complex; endoplasmic reticulum membrane.
AGUGUUUUUUUGAUUGUCGAAAAGCCACAUUUUUCUACAGAUUUAUCAGCCGAGUUCUUAAAUCUGUAAUUUUGUUUACUUCUUUUAAAAAAAAUAAAAGUCAUUGAUAAUUUAACGUUACCUAUUUAAUAGACAAAUCACAACGUGAUUCGUGCCUCUCCGCAAUUGGUGAAAUAUGAUAAAAUAUAUCAUAAUCAUGUUAUUAUUUUUGUUCAUCAUAAUAUUAUAUUUUCUUAUUGAUUUCUUAUUGUUUUUACAUUAUUAUCCGUUUUAAACACCAUCACAAUACCGUGCUACGCCUACACUGUAAUUUAAUUUCAUUAUCAAAGCGAUCAAACGAUAAGCCGACCGCCGAUAACAACAGUUUUUCUUAUCUAAACCCCAAAGUUUACAAUUUAUCAACAAUAUUAUAAGAACUCUAAAAAAUCAGCGGCGUUUGAUUACUAAACGAAAACACCUAUCCGUACCUACCUCAGUUUACGUUUCAUCAAAUGUUUCAAUAUGUUAUUGUAAUGUUUAUACGAAAGACGUGCUAAAUGAAAUAAUAAUUAAUGUAACUAAAAAAAAAAAAACAAAUACAACACACACACAAUUAUGUAUAAUAUAUUCAAACUUUUGUUUUCAAUUUUGUUGUUUAUUGCACAUUUUUUGUACGCUUUUUAUUUGUGGCUUGUGAAUCAAACAAUAUACUUUAAACAACUCGAUGAUCCUUGGCUGAAUCGUUCGACCGCCGAAGAUUACAAGUACAGUUUAAGAAAAACUCCCAGCCACUUGGUGGUGUCCGUUUGCCAAGAAGAAGUGUCUUACGACGACUUGUCUAAGCUCAUAGCUUGGUCGUUGUUUCUAGAAAUACCCAUCAUUAGUUUCUACCACAACAAUAAUGGUAUAAUACCUGAAAAAGUAUUUCAUGUGUUUAAGAAGAAAUACCAAAAUCUUCUUCCAAAAUUAAAGUGGGGAAUAGAAUUCAACGACGACAUUAAAUUUGAGUCUAAAAACUCAAUUAAUGGCUAUAAAUGGGAGCCAAGAAUUGAAGUAAACGUACUAACGUCCAAACAUUCCAAAUUACAAUUAGUAAAUGUUUUACAAAAUGUUUGCCAUUCAAAAGAAGAAUUUUCAGAUAAACUGGUAGAAUCCGUCAUCGGAAAUAUAUAUCCCCUGAUCGAACCAGAUUUAGUAGUAAUUUGUGGCGAUUCAUGUACGACGUUUGGCCUAUUACCAUGGCACACUCGCGUUACAGAAUUUUUGAUACUAAAAACUCACUAUAACGUGAAAUUUUGUAAAUUUUUCAAAUUGAUGGAAACAUUUAGCAGACAUGAGCAAAGAUAUGGAAAGUGAACCAUUUUUAGAUUUUUUUAAUUACAAUAUGUAAAUAUAUGUAAUUACUUUAUAUAUUUUUGGAAUCCUUGUUAUGAAAUGUUUUCUAUGUUAAUAAAUUAUUUAUUUAACAGUCAUUAAAUGUAUAUAUCGACUGAA